AUGGCUGAAGCACUAGAUCAAACUGCUUGGAUAGAGGACAAACAACCGGUGAGGCUAGUAGCAAGGGGGGUUGGUACCCGAGUUGUUAGAAGACGGAUGCAGUGGUGGCUUCUCCGGUAUUCAGAAUUGAAGGAGUUGCCACAAAUAGGGAAGAUGAAACACACAGUUCAUUUGUCCAUUUCUUCCCAUCGAGCAGCAGCUAUGGUUUCUAUUGGCACAGCAUUUUGUGAAAUUAUUUGGCUAUGGAUGCUAUUGGCGCUGGCCGCCGAGCUCCUCACCGCUGGGGCAACGGCGCAGUGCCAGAACACGAGCUGCGGCGGCGUAGACAUCCCCUACCCGUUCGUGAUCAGUUCAAGCGGCUGCGCUACGGCAUCUUCCUUUGAGUUUCAAGUCGACUGCAACCCCGUCGGGAAUGGUGUCUACAAGCCGUUCAUCGUCGGAAAUAUCGAAGUCUUCAGUAUCAAUGUCCAGCUAGGUCAGGCCCGCGUGGGGAAUGGCAUAUCUUCUUCCUGCUACAACAACUCGACUGAAGAAAUUAGGUGGCGGCUGAACCUGACCGGGACGCCGUACCGGUUCUCCGACACCGCCAACAAGUUCACCGUCAUCGGGUGCCGGACGCUGGCGUACAUCGCCGACCAGGAUUACGUGGGGAAGUACAUGAGCGGCUGCGUGUCUGUCUGCCGGCGAGGUGAGCUCACCGGCGUGGCCAACGGCACCUGCUCCGGGAAGGGCUGCUGCCAGACAGCCAUCCCAAAGGGCCUCGACUACUACCAGAUGUGGUUCGAGGAAAGCAUGAACACGUCGGGGAUCUACAACCGGACCCCGUGCAGCUACGCCGUGCUCAUGGAGGCGUCCAACUUCUCCUUCUCGACGACCUACCUGACUUCGCCGCUGGAGUUCAACAACACCUACGGCGGCCAAGCGCCGGUGGUGCUUGAUUGGACCAUCCAGAGUGCCAACACUUGCGAGGAAGCGUCGAGAAAUCACACAUCAUACGCCUGCAAAAGCAAGCAUAGCAGGUGUGUGGACUCCUUCGAUGGAACAGGCUACAUCUGUAGCUGCGAAACAGGAUACCAAGGGAAUCCUUACCUUGAAGGUUCCAACGGCUGUCAAGAUAUCAAUGAAUGCGAAGAUUCAAGGACAUACCCUUGCUAUGGAGUUUGCGACAAUAAACCCGGCAAAUUCGAUUGUUUCUGUUAUCCGGGCAGCAGUGGAAAUGCCAGUAUUGAAGGAGGAUGCCGAAAAGACCUCUUAUCACCAAAAACAAGACUGGCAAUUGGUGCUGUGGCCAGUGUACUGGCUGCCCUCUUUGGUUUCCUUGCAUGGGAGGUUAUUCUGCACAAACGGCGCAUCAGGAAACAAGCUUUGUUAAGGCAGACAGACGAGUUUUUUCAGCAGCACGGAGGCCAGCUAUUGCAAGAAAUGAUGAAAGCAGAGGGGAACGACGGGUUCACCCUCUACAAGAGAGGUGAGAUAGAGACCGCCACAAAGAACUUCCACAAGGCACACAUCGUUGGCGAAGGAGGGCAGGGAACCGUGUACCGGGCGGUGCUAGACGGAGCUGCCGUCGCGAUAAAGAAGUGCAAGGAGAUCGACGAGAGCCAGAGGCUGGACUUCGUGCAGGAGCUCGUCGUACUUUGCCGUGUCAACCAUCCCAACGUCGUCAAGCUGCUCGGAUGCUGCCUGCAGUUCGAAGCGCCCAUGCUUGUGUACGAGUUCGUGCGGAACAAGACGCUGCUGGAGCUGCUGGAGCUGCAGCGGAGCAGGAGGUUCCAUGUCACGCUGGGAACCCGGCUGAGGAUUGCGGCGGAGUCCAGUACCGCGCUUGCGCAUCUCCACUCGCUGCCGCGCCCGAUCCUCCACGGCGACGUGAAGCCGGCCAACAUCCUCCUCGCCGAAGGGCUGGUCGCGAAGGUGUCCGACUUUGGGUGCUCCACGAUCGAUGAGAAAGCACAGGAUGUGCUCAAAGGCACGCCGGGGUAUAUCGACCCGGAGUACCUGCUUGAGUACCAGCUCACGGCCAAGAACGACGUCUACAGCUUCGGCGUCAUUCUUCUCGAGCUUCUAACUGGCAAGAGGCCGCUUUCCAAAGAACGGAAGAGCCUGACCCUAAUGUUCCAGGAGGCCAUGGCGGAUGGCACACUUGUCGAGCUCCUUGACAGCGAUAUAGUUGAUGAGGCUAGCAUGAGAGUGAUUCACCAGGUUGCGUCUCUAGCGAGCCAAUGUCUGGUUGUUCCAGGUACGACGAGGCCGGCAAUGACGCGAGUGGCGGCGGAGCUCCGGCGUCUUGCGCAAGCAGAUGAGGUGCUGCGACACCCUCAACCGCCACUGGUGCUUGAGGAUCUGAGCUUUAUGGAGAUGGGGGCAACAACGUCGACGUGGUACGGUGAGAGCUGGACUAGUGGGGAUUAUAGCCUCGAGAAGAAAGCUGUGCUGAGCGUAGAAUUCGCGAGAUGAACGAUGGAUCGUUUCGUUGUAUAUAUUGAUUCACUUCUGUGUGCCCUUUGUUUGCGUGUGUUAGACCGGGUGUUCUCCCGUUCUUCUUUGUGUAGAAGAACCUGAUAAACAACAUAUA
Oryza brachyantha (malo sina) is the source of this 2575-nucleotide messenger RNA. Its product is annotated as wall-associated receptor kinase 2-like. Bases 1 to 2457 code for a protein of 818 amino acids. NCBI's taxonomy places the organism in Eukaryota, Viridiplantae, Streptophyta, Magnoliopsida, Poales, Poaceae. The transcript has 4 exons. Gene Ontology annotation, cellular component: plasma membrane. Gene Ontology annotation, biological process: protein phosphorylation; cell surface receptor signaling pathway. The record is from RefSeq and is a predicted model, not a curated record. Gene Ontology annotation, molecular function: calcium ion binding; protein serine/threonine kinase activity; ATP binding.